Molecule: messenger RNA, 2355 nt
Organism: Candidozyma haemuli
Lineage: Eukaryota; Fungi; Ascomycota; Pichiomycetes; Serinales; Metschnikowiaceae
Gene: NUP84
Product: Nup84p
Exons: 1
Coding region: 1-2355 (784 amino acids)
Biological process (GO): regulation of DNA-templated transcription; protein import into nucleus; mRNA export from nucleus
Cellular component (GO): nuclear pore outer ring; nuclear pore
Molecular function (GO): structural constituent of nuclear pore
Source: RefSeq, a predicted model, not a curated record
AUGGACGAAAGUACUAUCUUUGCUGAUCCGUUGCUGGAACCAGCAGAGACACAAUUUGCUCGUGUCCUUAAGGACUUCAAGUUAGGCAAUGGUCCUGAAGACCCCUUUGCGGUGGUGAAGAACUUCACUUCCAUCUCAGCGAAGAUUGCCUUGGCCCUCAGUCAAAAGCAAGAUACAGACGAGUCUGCUAAACAAGAGUUUGAAAAUUGGAAUCUCGAGACAAAGUUAUGGCACUUAUUUGAAUUGCUUUACUCGCUUAGGCUUUCUGAUAGCAAGCCUUUUGAAGCACCUUCGUAUGCAUCUAUGAAAGUCAAGAGAGACGCCCACUUAUCCAAGAAUCCUAAGCUCAAGGAGAUGCUUCUUAUUAUACAAUGGCUUCAGUAUAACUCUCCAGGGUGUCAGUUUCCUCCACUUACGGAUGCCCAGAAACUGAAGUGGUUGCAGACUACCAUAAAGUCGAAAACGAAAUCCUUGUCAGUCAUGGCCAAUUCCCAGAAUGCCUCUUCACAGCUUGUGUCUACGAUAGAUUCGGACGCUCCUUUACGUGAGGGUAAGGAGAUUGUAAAAGAGGAUUUCGAUGCCGAUUCAGAAGUGUUCUUCCAAAUUUACCUGAUCUUGCUUACUGGAGACUAUCAGGGAGCAAUUGAUCUUUCAAAUGAAACAGGCAACUACACUGUGGCUCUAAUCCUUUUGGGUGCCAUUCAAGAUUAUCAUGAUCCACAAGUUGAUGGGUCUGAUGGCGCUGCCGACGACAUGGAUGUCGAUUCUUCUGAGCCAUCUGGUAUUCGUCACAAGUAUCUCUGGCACCAGACGGUCUACAAACUUUCCCAAGAAAAGAGUCUCAACAAAUACGAACGUCUCAUUUACACAUUCCUUAGUGGCGGUGAUCUCUCAGAGAACAUAAAGCUUGCCGAGAACAACUGGGAGCAAAGCCUCUUAAUGUACCUUUAUCAGUUGCUUACUUUCCAUGUGCGGUUGUUCGUCGAGAAACAACUUCCUGACAACGAAAAGCUUAAUUCAGUGCUUUUGCCAUCUCCGCAAUUUGAUUCUGUUGAUGGCAUUCUUAAUACCCUUCUGCAGAAAGGUGACGAGAGCAAGAACCCUUUUCGUGUCAUCAUGGGUAGCGUCAUGAUUGAUCAGCUUAACAUAUUUUUGCAUAACGCUUUCAAGGCGGACCAGGAAGAAAUAGCACAAGACUAUCAAAUUCUACGAAUUUUAACGCACUUGGCCGUUUUAACCCUCAUGCUUAAUAUUCACGAUGGUUCCAAGACACCCACACGCAUUAUCACCCGCUAUAUUACCAGAUUGUCAGACCUAGGGUUGGAGGAUCUAGUGCCUGUCUACUUGUCUUUCAUUCCUGAUGAGAAGGACGGCCGUGAGUGCUAUUCUAUCUUUUUGUCCACAAUUACCGACACUGAAAAGAGGGCUAGACAGCUCAGCAUCUUGAACAGUCUCGAAAUGAAUCAGCUUACAGGUGAUGAAACUCCAGGCAGUUCUGCUACAGAAGAUAUUCCUGACACAGACAAUAAGGUAUACAAUGUACUUAAAAGAACCGUCGAAAGGGUUAUGUUGGAGACAGAAGAACACUAUUCUCAAGAGGGUAAUGUCUUUGUGUCCAGGGAUGUUAUCGAUCCGGUUGAUGUGAAACUUUAUAGAUCUGUUGACUGGUUGUUUGACAAGAACAUGUACGAGGAAGCAAUUGCUGCGACUAAAGUUCUCAUGCGUCGUUUCCUUUUAACGGGAAGAAUCAAGUCUGUCCAAGCUUUCAGCCAGAAUAAGAACUUCAAGUCUCUUUUGAAGGACUAUGACUUCCAUGUUCAAACAAAAUCGCUUGACGGCAACAGCCCGCCUGCUAACAUUUCUGAAGGUGACAGGCAGGAACUUCUACAGUAUCAAGAACUUGUGGAAACACUUGACCUUCUAGAUCAAUGGAGAAGCUUUGUUGGUACAGAUGUUAACACUAGUCAAUUUUCUGAGGGAUUCUGGAAAUCCAAGGAUUUGGAAAAGUCGAUUGAGAAGACGAUUUUCAACCUUCAAAGACUCAUAAACACUUGGUUCAAGGAUAUCACGGAAGGAUGUGGAGACGAGGAACUGAUCAAGAUUUACACCGAGUACAGAAACAUCUAUGUCCCAUACUUCAUAAUCGAGCUUUUACAAGUUCUCCAACAAUCUAGAAGAACGGACUGGAAGUAUAUGCGCAAGGCUUUCCACUUGAUAAAUGAGGUCGCUGACGAUAAGGCCAAUGAUUUCUUGCAAUGCUUCAUCUCCUGUGGCAGAUUAGACGAGUUUGUUGGUUUGGCAGGUGAGAUAUCUAUUGUUGCCAGUGAAAGAGGUGUGAAAGGUAUUUUUGCAUGA